Impatiens glandulifera is the source of this 1167-nucleotide messenger RNA. Its product is annotated as protein CDI-like. The record is from RefSeq and is a predicted model, not a curated record. The transcript has 2 exons. The coding region runs from base 168 to 923 and encodes 251 amino acids. NCBI's taxonomy places the organism in Eukaryota, Viridiplantae, Streptophyta, Magnoliopsida, Ericales, Balsaminaceae.
AAAAUCUAGCAAAAUGUCACAUUAAAUCUGUGUGUGAGAGAUUGGUCACGAGAAAGAAAACUGUGUGUGUGUGUGAGAGAGAAACAGAGAUCCCAGCAAAGAAGAUCGACGGGCGACGAAGAAAUACCGUCAAAGUCUCUCACUCACUCUUCUUCUGAGAUCUGAAAAUGUCAUCACCUGCUGAUGCUAAUGGAGCGAAGGUUUAUCCAGAGAACGGCGUGCAUGUUAAGCCAUUCAAGAUCUUCAUUGGAUACGAUCCGCGGGAAGAUCUAGCUUACGAGGUCUGCCGUUACUCCAUCCUCAAGCGUUCCACCAUCCCCCUCGAAAUCAUUCCAAUAAAGCAAUCUGAAUUGCGUGAGAAAGGUAUCUAUUGGCGCGAAAGGAACAAGCUUGAGAGCACCGAAUUCUCUUUCAGCCGUUUCUUGACUCCUUUCCUAGCCGGUUACGACGGUUGGGCCUUGUUCGUCGACUGUGAUUUCCUCUACCUCGAUGACUUCAAACAACUUACGGAUCUGAUAGAUAAUAAAUUCGCCAUUAUGUGUGUCCAGCAUGAUUAUACUCCGAAAGAGACUACGAAGAUGGAUGGUGCAGUUCAGACUGUUUAUCCCAGAAAGAAUUGGUCAUCAAUGGUGUUGUAUAACUGCGGACAUCUGAAGAAUAAGACUCUUACUCCAGAGAUUGUUAAUAAGGAGUCAGGUGCUUUCCUUCAUAGAUUCCAAUGGCUGGAGGAUGAAGAUAUUGGAUCAAUUCCAUUUGCUUGGAACUUUCUUGUGGGUCAUAAUAAGAUUGAGGAUGGAGAUCCGACUACUUUUCCCAAGGCAAUUCAUUAUACUCUUGGUGGACCCUGGUUUGAUGCAUGGAAGGACUGUGAAUUUGGGGAAUUAUGGAUCAAAGAAAUGGAAGAGUACAACAAGGCAAUGUAGAUGAACUUCGAAGUUCCGAUUGGUAAUAAUUGAAUUCUUCUAACUAUCAGUAUUGUUUUCAUUCUGUUUAUCUAUCAAAUCUAUAUUCUUUUUUACUGUAGGAAAACGAUUUCUUAUUGUUUACUUCAAAUUCAUAUAGUGUUAUUGAAUGAAUCAAUGUAAUAGCAGUGUAAUAUGGUCUGUGAUUAGUAGCGGAAUUCUGUAUACCACUAUCAGUUUACCUUAUUUGGUUUAUUUGCUUACU